AUGGCUUGCGUGCGCGUGGCGUCUGCGGUGGUCCUGUUCCUGAACCUGGCCUCCUGGGUGCUGGCACUCGGCGGCCUUGGCUCCAUCGACCGUACCACUUGCAAGGCUCAGCUGCCCAGCGACGCCGAUGUCUUCGCCGUCGCCAAAUGCUCGCGCGAGUGGAGCUGGCAGUGGUGGUGCCUGUUCCUGCAGCUGUUUGUGAUCCUGGUGGCGGCCAUCGUCACCUGCCUUCCCGUUCAGCGCCUUGCCAAGGGCCGCUACGUGCUGUCCUACUGUUUCACAAUCGCCACCACCAUCAUCAUGGUCUCGCUCAACGCUGACAUCGCCAAGGUCUGGGCCUACUGGGAUGUGGCGCCCCUCUUUUCUGACUACACCGGCGACGACAAGGUGCUGUACAUGAGCGCCGCCGCCCUGUGCGCGGGCUGGAUCCUGAUCAUCAUCUUCAACUCUGCCUGGGUUGCCGCCGUUCUGUGCCACGAUGCCUCAUGCGAGGAGUCCUGCACGAAGAAGAAGAAGGAGAGCGGCGCCCCCAUCACUGGCGCAGUGACGGGCGAGGACAGCGUGCAGGUGCAGGCCGCAACCGGCGCAGACGCGCUCGCGUCCCUGCGAUCGGUCAUGCGCCCCUGGUGGGCGCUCGCCCCCAAUCCCCCAGUCUACCCUGCGUCGUUUGAGGCCGAAUACACAUUCAGCCUGCCCUAUGUCAAGGUGGUCCAGACCCAUGGCCUCAGCUACCCUGUGCACCUGUGGUACGACGGGGAGGGCGGGCGCUUGCGGUUGGACGUGUAUGGCGGCCUCGACAGCGCCAUCCAGACCGACCCGGACACCGUGUACACGGUGUACCCCCGCAUCAAUGUCACGGCCUGUGACGUGGCCCACUCGGCGGCAGGACCCACCGGUCUGGGUGCUCGCCUGCUCUCUGACGCGCCGCUGCCAGACGUGACUGGGUGGUCAUACGCGGGCACCACGAUGCUGCGCGGCCAGCAGGCCCACAUCUGGUCCCUGCGGGAGCGCCACGGCGAGAAGACCAACGUCUACUCCUUCUACGCCGCGGAGGACGGCACACCCCUCAGGCUCUACAUGAUGGGGCGCAACAUCAUUCAGUACUCCCACUACGAUGAGUACCUCGUGGACUUCACCUCCUGGAAGCCGGGACGACCCGCAGACAAGGUCUUCGAGGUGCCAAAGGCGUGCGACGGCGCACAGAAGAGGCGCGCAGCAGAGGCCACCCAGCGCGGCGGCGUGCAUGCCGAUGAACCGGCCAGGGCAUCACGUGUCAUGCAGGCAGCCGCGCUGAUGCCGUGGGCACGCCUGUCUGGCGCGGGCGGCGUCGGAGCUGCGGCGGCUGGCGGCCUGGCACAGGGCGCCCUGCUCCUGCGGCGCUUGGCCGCGCGCGCGGAGGCGGCGCGUUUCGUGUCAUCAUGGGACGCUCAGGGCGCCGGCUUCAGCGUGGCCCUCAACCGCUUCAGUGACUGGCUGCCCGAGGAGUACUCUGCCCUGCUGACAGCCAGGCGGCCCACACGCAUGGAUGCAGCGCGCAAGGCCCCCACUCUGGGUGUGUUCACGUCGGAGGGCGUCACGCGCACCUCGCUGCCGCGCCACGUGGACUGGCGUGGCACCGGCGCUGACAUCAUCAUCAAGGACCAGGCCACAUGCGGCUCCUGCUGGGCUUUUGCGGCCACCGGAACCAUGGAGGGCGCGUGGUUUGCCGCCACAGGGGAGAGCCUCAGCCUGUCGGAGCAGCAGCUCGUUGACUGCAGCUGGGACUACGGUAAUGACGGAUGCGGUGGCGGCAACAUGGAGCCGGCCAUCCAGUACGUCACAGACGCGGACGGGGCCCUGAGUGAGGAGGCGUACCAGUACCUGGGCCAGAACGCGUUCUGCGGCAAGAACACCUCCCCCGCCCACGCACCUGUGUCGGCGCGCUUCCUGGGCUUUGCCCAGGUGGCGCCGCGCGACGAGCUGGCCCUGAUGGCCGCCGUCGCGAAGCUGGGGCCUGUGGCGGUAAGUGCAUGA
Monoraphidium neglectum is the source of this 2013-nucleotide messenger RNA. Its product is annotated as cysteine endopeptidase. Gene Ontology annotation, molecular function: cysteine-type endopeptidase activity. NCBI's taxonomy places the organism in Eukaryota, Viridiplantae, Chlorophyta, Chlorophyceae, Sphaeropleales, Selenastraceae. The transcript is spliced from 16 exons. The coding region runs from base 1 to 2013 and encodes 670 amino acids. Gene Ontology annotation, cellular component: lysosome. The record is from RefSeq and is a predicted model, not a curated record.